GGUUUCGUCUUCGUCUCCGUAUAGAUAAUUUUGGAUUUGAGUUUUAUGGCUCCUGUUUUCCCGAGCUGAGAAGAGGACAGAGCAAGCCGCAUCCAUGGCGUCAGCGGCGACCCUUCCGAAGCUUCGGUUCAGGCCAAAAUGCCACGGCCACUUCCAGGCAAUCUAUCCGGUUCAUGUCCAUAUCAAGAACUGCAAUGCUUGCAAGUGUCAGAUUCCUACCCACGGGUUGCUUGUUUCCAGCGCGAGAAGUCGUCCUGUCCUGCCAGUGUCGGCAGUUGGAUCAGGUUCGUUGCAAGUUUCAACUUGCAGCUCACAAUUGAUGUCAUAAAUGUUAACCAAAGAAAUGCAGGCGGGGGCUCAUCGGUUGCUGAGGACGAGAGGAAGAGUGGCUUGUCGCUGCAGAACGCCAAGACAUCCGUUGUGUCACGCGACGAUGAAACGAUCAAUGUAAGAGUGGAUUUGCCUGGAAAGGCGACACAGAAGGUGUUUGAUGAAGCCUUGACAAGCUUGGCUCGUGAUGCACCGCCAGUUCCAGGUUUUAGGAAGUCCAAAGGAGGGAGAACAUCAAAUAUACCAAGCAGCAUUCUGCUGCAGAUGCUUGGCAAAAGCCGGGUCACCAAGUUCGUUCUUCAGGAAAUACUCAGCAUCACUGUUGGUGAUUUUGUAAAGAAGGAAAACCUGAAGGUGAACCCUGAAAUCAAGACAACCCAGUCAGAAGAAGAGCUCGAGUCAUCGUUUACGCCGGGUUCAUCAUUCAGUUUCAGUGUUGUUCUGCAGCUUGAGAAGCCUGAAUCUGAUGAGACCUCAGAGAACUCUGAAUCUGACGAGGCUUCUGAGCCCUCUUCUUGAUAGUAGUAGUUCAGAGAAGUGCUUCACAUUUGUAUCACUCCUUGCUAUUCUCGCUAGAGAAUGUUCUUCAGAAGAGCAAGCAAACAAUUUCAGAUGAGACAUUGCAGUUGAUAUGCAGGUUGCAAGUGACACAUCUAUGAGAUUUGUGUA
Molecule: messenger RNA, 999 nt
Organism: Oryza sativa Japonica Group (Japanese rice)
Lineage: Eukaryota; Viridiplantae; Streptophyta; Magnoliopsida; Poales; Poaceae
Biological process (GO): protein transport; protein unfolding; 'de novo' cotranslational protein folding
Molecular function (GO): protein folding chaperone; ribosome binding; peptidyl-prolyl cis-trans isomerase activity
Source: RefSeq, a predicted model, not a curated record